This is a messenger RNA of Mangifera indica (mango), 1448 nucleotides long. RefSeq names its product myb family transcription factor MOF1-like. The coding region runs from base 413 to 1261 and encodes 282 amino acids. The transcript is spliced from 6 exons. Gene Ontology annotation, biological process: regulation of DNA-templated transcription; abaxial cell fate specification. The record is from RefSeq and is a predicted model, not a curated record. Gene Ontology annotation, molecular function: transcription cis-regulatory region binding. Lineage: Eukaryota; Viridiplantae; Streptophyta; Magnoliopsida; Sapindales; Anacardiaceae.
CUUGUAGUAGUAAAACAGUCAAAAGGCUGUUUUAAUUUGUCGAUAGAAGGGUAAAAAUAAAAAUAUGAAAUUGUGAUGAUGACAACGUUGGCUUAUUACAAGGGAAAAAGGAAACAAAGGUCAAAGGAGGGCAGUUGAGAUUUAAUGGCAGUAUAGGGGUAAUGAUUUUUGGUGAAGGCAGAUCAGAAACUCGUGAUAAAGAAUUUUCAUCUUUUCAUUCUCAAUCUCUCUGUAUUAUCAGUCCCUUCUUCAGGAAUUUACAGCUUCCUCUCGUGAUACUUUCUCUUUCUUUCUCCUAUUUAUUCAUUAACACUGCUUCCAUUGUUUCUUUAAACCUAGACACUUUCAACAAGAUUGAAUAUCAUCGCCCUUUUCUUUUUUUUUUUGAUCUUGUUUUUUAAAUUUCCUGCAAAUGGGUAGUUGUGGGAGGGGUGGAACGGUGAGGCAGUAUAUAAGAUCAAAGGUGCCUCGUUUGAGAUGGACUCCUGAGCUUCAUCACUGUUUUGUUCACGCCAUUGAGAGACUUGGUGGCCAUGAAAAAGCUACUCCUAAACUUGUUCUUCAGUUGAUGGAUGUGAAAGGACUCACCAUUUCACAUGUCAAAAGCCAUCUUCAGAUGUAUAGAAGCAUGAGGAGUGAUCUGGGAAGACAAGAUAAGAGUUCCACUCAACAAAGGAGACAAUCUUUUGAACACCAUGAUGGGUGUGUUGAUGAAGAAAAUGAUAUGGGUUUUCAGCACCCAUCUUCAGAACCAAUUAAAGAGUCAGAUUCUUCACGCAUCUACACUUCUCAACCUUCAAAAAGAACUAGAACCGAGACGAGGAGUUCAAUCUCUGACCAGAAUCUGCAACAAGGCAGCAAAGGGAUAUGUGAAACUGUCGCAACUCCGUACCCCUUUGAUGAUUUUCUUCUGCACAAGGGAAUAAAGGAGGCUUAUGGUGCUCCACCACUUCAUAUUUGCAACGUAAACUCUUUCAAAUAUGCUUUGCCAGAAUCUCAUUUCCUCAAGGUUGAUAAGAUAAAGGAUUUCAAUACCUCACAUGGAAACAAAGCAAGGGGAAGAGUAGACAACAAAGAAGAUGGCGAUUACGAGUUAUCCUUGUCACUGUCAUUGCCAUCACAGGGAAGUAAUGGAUCUUCAACAAGCGAGAUGAGCGAGGCAGUUUCAUACUCUAGGUCUAAUUUUAAAGAGUGCUUGGGUUCAUCUACCAGGAGAUAUAAUAUUAACCUAGAUCUAUCCAUUGCCCUCUGCGGCACUUAGUCGAUAUUACUGUAAAAUUAUUCUUUUUCUUAUGAAUUAAGUUCAUCUUCCUUUUUUUCAUUAUUGAUUUUCCUUGGUUUUUUGGGUCCUUAAUUAGUUCUUGAGCUCCAGAUUUUGAUUCCAAGUGUAUAACCCUGUAAAAGAUAUUGCAUACUUUUUGGUAAAAACGUGAAUUAUUCAAGUUUAA